GUGAGGGGGAAGCACAGCAGCAGAAAUGAUAUGUACCUGUCCCAAAGGAGUCCAGCGCUCAGGGACGCUCCAGAGCCGAUUUUUGUUUCUGUCUGAAGAAAAAUGAAACUUGUUUCGUCCUGUUUUCAGCAGCUUUAGCGAACACAGGGUGUCGCCAUGUUGGCUGCCAACUAUCUGCUGACUGAGGAGCAGCUUCUGUGCUGCAUCUGUCUGGAUGUGUUCACUGAUCCGGUCACGUUACCAUGUGGACACAACUUCUGCAAAAGCUGCAUCACACAGCACUUGAAUUUUAAUUACCACCGCCAGUGUCCCAUGUGUAAAGAGCGUGUUGAUAAAAAAUACAGGCUGGGGGUCAACACGUUCAUAUCUGAGAUGGCUGUCCAGUUCAGACAGUCCGUCAGAAAGAAAGGCAGCAGCAGCAGCAGCUCAGAACAACAUGACGCCAAACCACUUUCUUAUGACGUUCCCAUUAGACCUAAACGGACAGCCCUGAUGUCCUGCCUGUUGUCCGUGUUCGGCCUGACGUGCCUGACCGUCUUCUUUGUAACUAGCUUAAAGCUUCAUCAAACUGUGUCCAGCCUGAAAACUCAUCAGCUGUUUGGCUCUGUUGAACAGGCAGCAGACGGCACGUGUAACGAGCAUCACAAACCUCUGGAGCUCUACUGCAGGAACGAACACAUGCCCAUAUGUCGGUCCUGCGCUGACUCCAGUCACAGAUUUCACUACAUAGUUUCUCUGGAAGAAGAAAAUGAAGUAAAGAGGACAGAGCUUCGGAAAACAGCGGCUCAACUUCAGCAGAUGAUCCAGGAGAGACAACUGAAGAUUCAGGAGGUCAUACAUUCCAUCAAGCUCAGCAGUGAAGCUGCAGACAGAGAGACGGCAGGUGGGGUCCAGGUCUUCACCACCCUGAUCCAGGCUUUGGAUCGAGCCCGAGCAGAGCUCAACGGGAUGAUUGAAAAGAAACGGAAAGCGACGGAGAAAAAGGCCAGAGGUUUCAUCCGAGAGCUGGAGCAGGAGAUCUCCGGGCUGAGGAGGAGGCACGCUGAGCUGGAUCAGCUCUCACACUCUGAGGACCACCUCCACUUCCUCCGGAGCUUCUCGACCCUGAAAGCUGCUCCACCCGCCAAAGACUGGACAGAGAUCAGCAUUUGUCCAGCAGUGUAUGGAGGACUCAUGAGGACAGCCAUGGUGAGAGCUGUCAAUCAGCUGACGGAGACGGUCAAAAAUGAGAUCCAGAGGCUGCAGGACGCUGAGUUGGAAAGCGUCCAGCAGAAUGUCGUGGACGUGACUUUGGAUCCUGACUCAGCACAUCCUGCUCUCGUUCUGUCGGAUGAUGGCAAACAGGUGCACUGCGGCGAUGGAUGGAAGAAACUCCCAGAAAACUCCCAACGAUUCGAGCCUGCACUUCAUGUCUUGGGGAAGCAGAGUUUCUCCUGUGGAAGAUUUCACUAUGAUGUUCAGGUGAAAGGGAAGACUGGGUGGACUUUGGGAGUGGCCAAACAGUCCGUCAGCAGGAAAGGAGAAAUGACUUUAAGCCCGGAGAGUGGCUACUGGACUAUAUGUCUGAGGAACAGAGGAGGGUACUUUGCGCUCGCGAGCUACCCCGUCCCUCUCUCUGUGAACCAUCAUCCUGAGAAGGUGAGAGUGUUUGUGGAUUACGAGGAGGGUCUGGUCUCCUUUUACGAUGUGGAUGCUGCAGCUCUUCUUUACUCCUUCAGCGGCUGCUCCUUCACUGAAAAACUCUUCCCGUUCUUCAGUCCCGGUGCCAGUGACGGGGGCAGAAACUCCGCCCCUCUGGUCAUCUCUCCUGUCAGUCAGCACAGAUUAAACUGAUCAUCCUGUCUGUAGUGUAGUGUCAGUGGUGUCAUCAGGUCUCGGUUGGUAGUGGAAGGACUUAAAGUCCGAGGUGCUUCAGAAAAGAACACACAAGUUACAGAAAGGUCAAUUUCUUACUCUCAUACUUUCUUACUUUCUCAUACAACAAAUGAUAAAUAUAUAUAUAUAUAAUAUCAUGUUUUCAAUGAUAGCGUUAGUCACACAUUGCUGCAUAAUGAUGCACCAAUUCAAUAAUCACCUAUAAAGUCCAUAGAUAUUCUUUUAUUAUAUCAAAAUGUUGGACAGAAAAUUCCUCUGUCAACAAAGAACCUUUAAGCUCAAUAAAUAUUUUCCUACAAAGACCACUGGCUUUCACUGCAUUAUCUCUGACUGAUGACCAGCUCUGGCAUCUUUUUGGAGAAAAUCAGUAAAUAGAAACAGCAGUGGGAAAGCAUUUGGUGGCUCACAGGCAGAACUGGAGAGCGGGAACCCGGAGGCGAUGGGAAGGCUCUGGCACGGAGGCGAUGGGCCGGUGGUUGGUGGACAAGGUUUGGACCAAAGAGACACAGCUCGAUAGACAGAUGCCUGUGGACUCACCCUGGGCCUAAACACAGAAACCUCAGACUGUCCAACAGCUGCAGGACGGUGUAACAUCUGUAAAAGACAAGCAGCCGUGUCAUUAUCACACAGGAAGACGCGACGGCUUCAGGUGCUGCAUGGCACUGUGGUAACGUUUACAUGUUCAUCGUCUUGAUUUAGCUUCCCAGUUAGCACAAAGGGCAGCGGAGACUGAUUAUAAUAUAAAUUGAUCUUGAAGAACUGUUUGAAAAGUCAGAGGGUCUCCCAACCCCAGCACCCUCAGGCUGACACAGCGGGGGUGACUAAAACCACUUCAGUGUCCAUAGAACCUCCUCGAGGACCACUUCACCCUGUCAGAGUCCAACUGAGGCAGAUUAUUUCUGUAUAUUCCACUUAGAUCUGUCGCUGUCUGUUGAGUUGGAUUCAGCGUUUAAAGAGGCUCUGCCUCUUUGUUCUCAGGUAAACCGAAGCUUUUUUCCUGCGGUGUUUGGUUUGGGAGAAAACGGGUGAAUCAGCAUCAUCGUGUUUCACUGAAUGAGGUUUCAAUUACACAGAGACAGAUGAGUGUAUCAGUGAUGUUGUACCUGUCACUCAUCCCACCAGCUUCAUUAACUUCCUGUUUUUGAACCUCGCCUCUCAUCUGUUUGACCGUGUCUUUUUAAAUGAGCUGUCAGUCAGCCAGCCAGCCCCCCGAGCCACAAUUACUCUGACAUCAUUACCUCAGCGUACGAGAUGGAGGAUUAAAACACUUGCAGUGCUGUCGCUUGUCACUUUAGUGCAAGCAUAAGCUGAAAACGCAGAAAACUACACCUGACACCGAGCGAAGGAAACAGUCGAGUGCUAACUUUACCUGUGAUACGACUGAAAGAGAAGAAACGGACUGAACUUUAACAGCUCGGCUGAUAUUUACUGUUCCUUUUUAUAUCUUAACAUGUUUUCACUAAUGCUGAGUGUGCACUGUUUAAAGUCCCUAUAACCUUCUCAAAGACGCCCUGAAGUCUCCUCAGUGACCUCUACAAUCCCCUCUAGGUCCCUAAAGCUUCUUUCAGGACCCUACAACCUCUAACAAGGAC
Toxotes jaculatrix (banded archerfish) is the source of this 3467-nucleotide messenger RNA. Its product is annotated as E3 ubiquitin-protein ligase TRIM39-like. The record is from RefSeq and is a predicted model, not a curated record. Gene Ontology annotation, molecular function: zinc ion binding; protein binding. The coding region runs from base 157 to 1833 and encodes 558 amino acids. The transcript is spliced from 3 exons. NCBI's taxonomy places the organism in Eukaryota, Metazoa, Chordata, Actinopteri, Toxotidae.